Messenger RNA from Eublepharis macularius, 2938 nucleotides. RefSeq names its product caveolin 2 (gene CAV2). The record is from RefSeq and is a predicted model, not a curated record. The coding region runs from base 205 to 693 and encodes 162 amino acids. Gene Ontology annotation, molecular function: molecular adaptor activity; protein kinase binding. Gene Ontology annotation, biological process: insulin receptor signaling pathway; positive regulation of MAPK cascade; caveola assembly. NCBI's taxonomy places the organism in Eukaryota, Metazoa, Chordata, Lepidosauria, Squamata, Eublepharidae. Gene Ontology annotation, cellular component: perinuclear region of cytoplasm; cytoplasmic vesicle; Golgi apparatus. The transcript is spliced from 3 exons.
CGGAGCAUGCGUGGCAGCCCUAGCGGGCACGGCGGCGGCAGCGACGCUCCCCAGUCGUUGCUGCCUUGCCCGGCCAGCCUGGUCCCUCGGCGCGGCUCCGCCGGGGCGUGGUCUGCUCCGGGGCCCUGCCUGCCGCUCCCUCGCGCGGCGUGAUCCGGCGGCCCGGGCAGGGGAGAUCCCCGCGGGCGCGGCGCAGGAGAGGCCAUGGGGCUGGAGAAGGAGAAGGCCGACACCAAGAUCUUCAUGGACGAGGAGGGCUUCAACCGCAGCAGCAGCCCCGCUCUGUCCGAGGCGGAGAAGAGCCCGGAGGAAACCCGCGACAGGGACCCGCGCGGGCUCAACAGCCACCUGAAGCUCGGCUUCGAGGACGUGAUCGCCGAGCCUGCCUCCACGCACUCCUUUGACAGAGUUUGGAUCUGCAGCCACGCGCUCUUCGAACUCAGCAAGUACCUGAUCUAUAAGCUCCUGACCCUUUUGCUGGCUGUCCCCCUGGCUCUGGUCGCAGGCAUUCUCUUUGCGGUGCUCAGCUGCCUGCAUAUCUGGGUUGUGGUGCCUUUCAUAAAGUCCUGCUUAAUGGUCUUGCCCUCGGUGCAGGCUGUAUGGAAGAGUGUGACGGAUGUUCUCAUUGCACCACUGUUUCACAGCAUAGGAAGAUGUUUUGCGACCAUCAACAUACGCCUUGACCAAGAGUGAACAUCUGGGAUUCAGCGCCACACUUGUCUUCAGUGAUGCUAUCCCUCCUUGCAGACAUAGCAUGGACGUGCUUAACAAUUCAUUCCAAAACUACUACUGCUUAAAUGGCUGACUUGUUUUUCCAGUGGGCUGCACAUUUUCUGGAAAUAAAUCUUGCAGGGGAGGGGAGGAAGAGAUGGACCAUUUGUCCAUUUUAUUGCUAACGGAAGAAUACUAAGAUCUGUUGGGAAUACUUUAUUUUAUCGGUACUUUCAUUGUCUGGCCCUCAUAAUAUUAUAGGGGGCCUUACACGACUACCAUAUCAUGGCCUGUGACUAUGACCAUCCUUUACCUUGGGAUAUUUUGCUGCUCUAAAUCCUAAUUACAGGCCAUCACCAGGCAUUGUGGUAACUAAAUCCCUAGAUAUUAUCUUACUCGAUUUCCUUGAAAAUUGUAUCAGAAAUAGACAUGCCCUCUUUUUUCAGUGUUACACUCUACAACUGAACCUCAGAAUUUCAGAUGCCUCCAGAGGAUAUAUCGUUACCUCUUGGAAUACUUGCUUUUUCUGAAUCCUAACAUUCAAGCCGCGCAAGUCCCUAACCAGCUAGCGCCUGUACAACUUAUCCGCUGCUUGCAUAACCCAGCAGCACCCCAAUGCCCCAGCAGUUCUGCUUUCCUAAAUCCAAGGCUUUCCUAUGGUGCAAAAACUCCCAAGUGCUCUUGUCAAGACCAGGCUGGAACUAUAGGCAGCUGCAUCUUGGAAACAGGCUCAGAAUGGGUGUUCUCAUAGCCAGGAACCAGCUAUCAUUUUGGGUUUUCAGCUGAAACCCGGAAAGCAACAAGCAGUAGACCAUUCCUUAUUAACCAGGCAAGGGCAGUGUGCCAGGCUCCUAAUGUUCACACCAAGUGACCACUCCAGAAGCCCACUGGAGCCAGUGUUGUGCAUCCCUCCUUUCUGCGCAGGAGCUCUGGGACCUCUGUUUCCAAACUUCUGCCAAUAGUUUCCUAGUUCACGCACUAGAACUGAACACCAUGCAAGUGCAUUUCGAGGCAUGCUAGGAGAUCUUUUUCAACAGAGGAAUGCAAGACCAUUCCAGUAAGUAAGGAGGCCUUGCUCAGUACUUCUGCAUGCAGUUCAGACUGCAUGCAGGGUUCUGGACUGGGCUGACAAAGCACCAUCUUUAUAAUAUCUUGCCUCAGAAUGGCCCCUCCUUGCUUCAUUUGUUUGGGUAUAUUUAUGAGAGGCGUUUUUUUAAAAAAAUUGUGUCGCUCUUGGGAUUCUAUGAGGUUCUGUUGUAGGAAAUGUAGGCACAGUUUGGGCUCCAAAGAGCUAUGCAUAAAAGUUUAUACCAAACUAUAAAGAAAGGGAAUAAAAUGCCUUUGACUACUGCAUAAAGCCCCAUUGCUCAAAAAGCAAAAUGGGUUUCUCCAAAAUACGGUCUUCAAAAAUAAAACAAAAUGAUUGGUUUGAGGCAGGUAGUAAGCUUUAUUUUGCUUUAUUUAAUGAAACUUUUGAUUUUGCUGUAUAUAUUGUUUGUAUAUACAUAAUAUUGUUAAUGGGUUUCACUGAUGCUUUAUUUUUACAUUCUUGCCAAACUAAAGAUUUUUGCUGCUGGCAGUCUCUGCUCUGAUGAACUUCUACUAUGCAGAAAAGGGCUAUCCCAUGCAUGCACUAGGUUUCUAGACACAGAAAAAAGGACAGAGCUUCUUGGAUGUAUUCUGCACCCAGAGCCUGAUACAGAGUCCCACUGUGCCGGCAGCCCCAUUACGCAAAGAGGGAAGGUGCCUCCAGAUGUGCAUGAUCAGGCAGAUGUGGAAGCGGGUGUGGCUCAAAUGGGCUAUUCCUCUUGGAUCUCAGCAGUGUGUCUUCUCCACAACUGUAUGUGGAUCCAGUCAGAUCCAUCUGUGGCUGGCAUGCUUUUCCUUGUGCAACUUCUAUGCACAAAGAUGUUGGCAUGCAGCACCAUGGAGCACAUGAACAUCUCUGCAGUGCACUAAAUUGUUUUUUUAGAAGAGUGGGUUUUGUCUAAAUAAUCCAAGAAUGUGUUGAAGUAUUGCCAUGCAAUUCAAAAUCUACCAUUUUGUUUUAAAUUCCACUUUUAAUACUCAAGUAGCAUACAACAAACUAUGCAAGAUUCUGAAAUAUGUACUUCUAAAAAUAUUUUUAUUAAAGUUCAUCUGUAGUAGAUUCAAGAUUUCUUGCCUUUGUACCUUAUGAACAAUUCUUUUAAUAAUUUACAUAAUAAAUAUUUUACUGACAUUUUAA